Ceraceosorus guamensis is the source of this 941-nucleotide messenger RNA. Its product is annotated as putative thioredoxin peroxidase. The record is from RefSeq and is a predicted model, not a curated record. NCBI's taxonomy places the organism in Eukaryota, Fungi, Basidiomycota, Exobasidiomycetes, Ceraceosorales, Ceraceosoraceae. Bases 168 to 836 code for a protein of 222 amino acids. Gene Ontology annotation, molecular function: peroxiredoxin activity. Gene Ontology annotation, cellular component: cytosol; mitochondrion. The transcript has 5 exons. Gene Ontology annotation, biological process: cellular oxidant detoxification; cell redox homeostasis.
AUGGCAGCGACUAUUAAUUGCGAUCACACAGCAAGCAUCCACAAUCUUCUUCAUCAAUAUUGCCACCACGAUAAACAACCACCACCACUGCUUAGACCCCCACCGUCAUCCCACUUCCACUUUCACGCAAUCAGCAACGCCAACAACCCUCCGACUCGUUGCCCAACAUGACCGGAACUCUUCGUCUUGGAUCCACAGUGCCCGACUUUGCCGCCUCCACCAACAAGGGCGACUUUCAGUUCCACGACUACAUUAACGGAUCUUGGGCCAUUCUGUUCAGCCACCCCGAUGACUUUACUCCAGUGUGCACCACUGAGCUCGGAGAGGCUGCGCGCCAGCAGGGAGAGUUCGACAAGCGUGGAGUGAAGCUGAUUGGUCUCUCCGCCAACGACAUUGACUCGCACGACCGUUGGAUCAAGGACAUUACAGAUGUCAGCAAGGCCAAUGUGACUUUUCCCAUCAUUGGUGACAAGGAUCGCAAGAUCGCAACCACUUUUGAUAUGCUGGACCAGCUGGACGAGACGAACAAGGAUGUCAAGGGCUUGCCAUUGACUGUCAGGAGCGUAUUCGUCAUCAACCCCAACAAGCAGAUUGUCACCAUUAUCACCUACCCCGCUUCUGUCGGCCGCAACUUUGACGAGAUUCUGCGCGUCAUUGACAGUCUUCAGCUGUCCGCUAGCUUGCAAGGCAAGGUCACCACGCCCGUCAAUUGGCGCAAGGGAGAUGACGUCAUCAUUGCACCUCCCGUCAAGGAUGAGGAGGCCAAGCAGCUCUUUGGAAACUUUAGAGCUGAAAAGCCUUACCUCAGGUUCACCCCUGACCCCAGCAAGAAGUAAGCGAGCGAGCGAGCGAGCGCUAGGCGCAAUACCGACGCACGACGGAAAAAGUGGGGGACCACUUCCUUUACUCGUUGGAGAUCAAGAAGAGAAGAGCAAAACACA